This is a messenger RNA of Momordica charantia (bitter melon), 1335 nucleotides long. RefSeq names its product patatin-like protein 2. Gene Ontology annotation, molecular function: monoacylglycerol lipase activity; glycerophospholipase activity. Lineage: Eukaryota; Viridiplantae; Streptophyta; Magnoliopsida; Cucurbitales; Cucurbitaceae. The record is from RefSeq and is a predicted model, not a curated record. Gene Ontology annotation, biological process: lipid metabolic process.
AUCGGGAGAGGGAGAGCAUCGGAAUAAGAGAAACGACGAUGGAAGCAAACUUUGCGAAGGGGAAGAUGAUAACGGUGCUGAGCAUCGACGGCGGCGGAAUCAGAGGGAUUAUUCCGGCCACCAUGCUCACCUUUUUAGAGGCCAAGCUUCAGGAAUUGGACGGUCCAGAUGCUAGAGUGGCGGAUUAUUUUGAUGUGAUGGCCGGAACGAGCACCGGCGGUUUGGUCACCACCAUGAUCACGGCUCCGAAUAAAGACAAUAGGCCUUUGUAUGCAGCCAAAGAUAUCGUCAAGUUCUACUUGGAUCACACUCCUCACAUCUUCCCUCAAAAAAAGGAUAAAUGUUCUGGAAUCAGCCACUUAUUUAGCCAGGUGACCAAUUUGUUUGGCCAAGUUAUGGGACCAAAAUACGAUGGAAAAUAUUUAAGGUCACUCACCAACGACCUGCUCGGAGAUCUCACUCUCAGUCAAACUUUGGCUUACGUAGUGAUUCCUGCUUUUGAUAUCAAACUUCUCCAACCAGUCAUUUUUACUACCAACGAUGCAAAGUUGAAUGAGUCGAAGAAUCCAAGGCUGGCAGAUGUUUGCAUAAGCACUUCUGCAGCUCCAACAUAUCUACCCGCACACUAUUUCGAGACAAAGGAUUCGAAUGGUACCACUCGUGCGUUUCAUCUAGUUGAUGGUGGGGUUGCAGCAAACAAUCCUACACUCACAGCCAUAUCUCACAUUACAAAAGAGAUUAGUGUGAUGGGGAAUUCAGAAUACAUAAAGAUAAAGCCAAUGGACACAAGGAGGAUGCUGGUUCUAUCCUUAGGGACAGGUUCACCCAAAAAUGAUGAGAAGUACAGCGCACCCCAAGCCUCCAAAUGGGGCCUCUUCAAUUGGAUGUUUGAUGAUGGUGCCACUCCCAUCAUCGACUUCUUCGGCGAUGCCAGUGCCGAUAUGGUCGACUAUCAUGUUUCUACGCUCUUUCAAUCCUUGAAUAGUAAAGAAAAUUACCUUCGAAUUCAGGAUGACACAUUGACUGGGGAUGUAGCCUCCGUUGAUGUUGCGACGCAAGAGAAUUUACAAAGGCUGAUAGAGACCGGAGAGGCCCUAUUGAAGAAACCAGUUUCGAGAGUGAAUUUAGAGACGGGAAAAUUCGAACCAGUUGAAGGAGAAGGUAGCAAUGAAGAAGCUGUUGCAGAAUUUGCCAAGAUGCUCUCCGAAGAGAGAAAGCUAAGGCUAAGCACUUAGAAAAAUUCUCACUUUAUAUUGCACCACUUUUGACUUUGAUAGCUUCACUUGCUUUCUAUUAAUUUAAAUUUAAAAAAAAAAAUCCCAAAUGUUUCUUUUC